This is a messenger RNA of Nematostella vectensis (starlet sea anemone), 2710 nucleotides long. RefSeq names its product transcription factor E2F3. The record is from RefSeq and is a predicted model, not a curated record. Gene Ontology annotation, molecular function: DNA-binding transcription factor activity, RNA polymerase II-specific; RNA polymerase II cis-regulatory region sequence-specific DNA binding; protein dimerization activity. Lineage: Eukaryota; Metazoa; Cnidaria; Anthozoa; Actiniaria; Edwardsiidae. The coding region runs from base 231 to 1502 and encodes 423 amino acids. Gene Ontology annotation, biological process: regulation of transcription by RNA polymerase II. The transcript is spliced from 6 exons. Gene Ontology annotation, cellular component: RNA polymerase II transcription regulator complex.
CGCGCGCUUUUUGUUUGGUGUUUGGCUCUUUGUUUGAGUUCGAUCGGGUUUGCACGGGAUUCUAGUCGUUAAAAUCCGUAAAAUCCCGGGAUAACAACAAGGCAUCACCUCUCUAUGCUCCAAGGGACACUUUAUUGCCUUAUUGACUCACCCGAUUCGACUAUAUUUUGUGCAGAAAUAGCUUUGAUUUGUAGAAAUCGGGCAGAAUCGACACAUAAUCGGAUGCUAAUAUGGCGACGACGAGAAGACAUUCAAUAGGUCAUUCGACCAGGGCACCACUGCGUUCUCAAACCUCACAAAUCAACUCAUCGGCUUCCAAAAAUGGGGAAACCGUCAAGUCGUUUACAAGGUUGAAGGCAAAGGAGGCUGCUAAUAGCGAAGGAUACAAGCAUUUACAAGCAUCAUUUACACCCGACUCUUGUACUAAGAAAGAUCGCUACGCGUCACAACAAAGGCCUCAGGUAAAAAGAAGACUUGAUCUAGAUGAAUCGCCACAGAAAUAUGUUCCUGCAGGGUUCAAGACACCGAAAGUUCGACGUCAAAAGCGAAUGCGACGGGAAUCUGAGCCAUACCCCAUGCCUAAAUUGAUCGCUACUUCUCCCCUUGAGAAAACAAGGUAUGACACCUCGUUGGGAAUUCUGACGAAGAAAUUCGUGGGUUUGAUUCGCGCAUCUGAAGAUGGAGUUUUGGACCUUAAUCACGCCGCGGAGGUGCUGUCCGUGCAGAAAAGAAGAAUAUAUGACAUCACAAAUGUACUUGAGGGGAUAGGUCUUAUUGAGAAAAAAUCCAAAAACAAUAUCAAAUGGAGAGGUGUAAACUUACACGGUGAGGAGAUGCAAGCUCAGAUAUCUCCCCAACUGAUGGACUUGCAUACAGAUCUUGCGGAUCUUGAUGCUAAAGAGAACCAACUGGACCAAUUAAUAGCUAACUGCCGUGCUGAGCUAAAGCAACUGACAGAGGACCCAGAGACUUCUAAAUUAGCAUAUGUGACUUAUCAAGACAUAAGAAGUGUGAAUAAUUUUAAGGACCAGACAGUUAUUGCCAUCAAAGCACCACCAGAAACAAGAUUAGAAGUACCCGACCCAAACGAGAGUAUUCAAAUCUGGCUGAAAAGCAUACGAGGCGCAAUUGAAGUUUACCUCUGUCCUGACGAAAAAGAGGCCAAAAUUUCAUCUCCGAUGAAAAAUCUGUCACCUGUGAUACCCACAGAAUCGUACAUUCCACCCACCAGUACCUCUUCGCCAACAAAACCAUAUGCCACACCCAGUGACGAUACCGUCCCCCUUCACCACUUGCCCAUCAUAAAGGAGAGCCUGUCACCAAUAGUGAGCCCCCAAAAGGGCCCCCUUCUUCAUGCCGAUGACACCCUUCCACACGACCUUGAGGAAGACACCCUCAUCGAACUUUCACCCUCUUUUCCUGAGGAACAGUGUUUGUUUAAUUUAGGUGAGAGUGAUGAAGGUAUUGCAAGUCUCUUUGAAGCCUAUGACAUUUGGGAGUGAGUAGGCUCUAGCCACUUAAUGUGUCACCAAUUAUAAAAGCAUGAAGGUACAUAAGGUAAAUUCAUGAAGCUAGAAGGGGGGGUGUCACCAAUUAUAAAAGCAUGAAGGUACAUAAGGUAAAUUCAUGAAGCUAGGAGGGGGGGUGUCACCAAUUAUAAAAGCAUGAAGGUACAUAAGGUAAAUUCAUGAAGCUAGGAGGGGGGUGUCACUAAUUAUAAAAAACAUGAGGGUACAUAAGGUAAAUUCAUGAAGCUAGGAGGGGGGUGUCACUAAUUAUAAAAACAUGAGGGUACAUAUGGUAAAGAUUUUGUAAAAAACAUUUUCACCAAGACUAAUUUUAAAAAAAAUAUAUUGGGUGUAAUGUAUACACCUGAUUCAAAAAACAUUGUCAGUGCAAACAGCAAAUGGCAGCUCCAAGGUGGAAAGUGCUUAUGGGUACUAAUUAUUCACAAACAUAAAGGUCCUAAAUGAACCCAGCGAUGCCAGAGCCAGACAUCGGUUGUCUUAAAUGGGUUAUGGUAUUAUUAAUCCAUAUUCUCCUGCAUCCAAUUGGAACAUUAUAACACCUAGGAUACCUUUGAUUGUAGAACUGCCAUUUGCCAAUCACCAUUUGCAAUAACAACUUAUUCAAGGUGUAUGACUAAUCCUUUUUUUAGCGCAGAGCUUUCAAUAAGUUCAUAAAAAAGAGCAUCACUUUGAAUUAGCACUUUCCCUUAACUAAAGAAAGCCAAUUAGCACUCGGGGCUCUAAAACAAUCAUUACAUCUAGAUGCAAAAGGUGUUUUCUCCUUAGGUUGUGAAAGUACAAUAAUGCAAUCUUAAUUUGCUGAAACAAUCAGAGAAAGGUACAUUGAGUUACAGUAUUAUAACAAUUAACAAAAAUAAAAGUUAUUUUGAAGAAAAAAUGUAUAUAUUAUUUUUGUUGUCAUCUUUUAUUUUCUUAUAAAAUAUGGUGAAAGCAUUCAAAGUUACAAAGUUGAGUUUUUUUACUAGUGUUCUUUUGACUGACAUGUAGAUAUAUUAAUAAAAUAUUAUUAACAUUGUAGAUUGUCAUAACCAAACUAGUCUCAAAUAACUUUAUUGAUAGGUGUAACACUAUCAAAUUGUAAAUAAUCAAUAAGAAAAACAUGGUGUCUCUUUGAGUACACACCUUAUAUGUAUGAUAAUGUGUAUAUAGUGGUAUUAUUUUCAAUAAAUUGUGUGAGAAAA